AUGCUUUUAUUUGCAGCCCUAGCAGCGGUUGACUUUGCUCAAAUAGUUCACCAUGCGCCUAUCCAAAACGAAUUCUCGGAUUUGGACCAAGUUUUCAACUCCUCAAGAGGCACUAACCACGGAAUAUACAAUUCAUCUUUUGUCCCAAGUAGCAGGUACGGAGAGUAUAAUUUUUGCAACAUGCCUCACGUAAGGAAGGAUACCUAUUCACAGGUGGACCAGUCGGAGUACAAGUUGCAGUUUGUCGAGGUUAUCCAUCGCCAUCACAAAAGAACGCCCUACGCACAGAAUUGCUUCCCUGUAGAAACUCUGGUGCUCCAUUGUGAUGACGCUGUGAACAACUAUUACUCCGAAUUCAAAACUCCAGCUCAGAUCAACAACACGAUGAAGAUCUCCUGGGCCAACUACCAAAAUCGGUAUAACCCUUUUAAUUUUAUCCACAACGGCUACAAUGGCACUUGCCAAUUUCCUGAGAUCUCUUCUGCUGGUUUAGAGGACUCAUACCAGCACGGGCUUGACCUUUAUGGGGUAUACGGCGAAUUACUAGAAUUUCUUCCAGCACGAUAUGACCCCAAGCAAGUAAGAUUUCGUGUGACUAAUAAUGUCAUUACCUCCCACGUUGUUAGUGCAGUGGUUAAGGCCAUGUAUCCUCACGAAAAGGGGAUUGAAGUGAAGGUGGAAGCUGAUGGCUUUGACGCACUCGAGCCAACUUAUUCGUGCGAAAUUGCGGAUGCCAUAGCAUCAGAGAUCACCUCCUCGAGUGAAUGGCAGAGACAUCUGGCUAAGGCCGCAGACCUAUACGAUGAGUUAGACGACAUAUCUGGUGUUGAUCCAAAUUCAAAGGAUUGGCAUCAAUCUUUUGAUCAUUAUUUUGACAAUACUGCAUUCAGAUUGUGUCAUGGGUACGAUCUUGCUUGUAACUCCGGGAAUUCUUCGCUCUGUAUGACACAGCACCAAGCCGAACAGAUAUUUCGUCUAGGAGAUUUUGAGUACAACUACAAGUUUCGGAUUCAUGAGAACUCGACUCUAUAUGCGGCAACCAGCUACGGAGCAUACUUCAAUGAGCUAAAGCACCGUCUUCUUGAAAAAGCCAACGGGAGAUCGAGUCUCAAGUACUCUCACAACGUAGCCCAUGAUGGUUCCAUUGCACGAAUCCUUGGAUUUCUCCAAGUUGAUUAUCUCAGAUGGCCAGGAAUGGGAUCGGAGGUUGUGUUUGAGCUCUACGAAGGACUAAAUGAUGGUGAAUGGUAUCUCAGAGCUCUUUACAUGGGAAGAAUACUGACAACCACAGGUCCUCUCGUGGAAACCGACAUGAUUCCACUCCGUGACUUUGUCGGCUAUAUUGAAUCAAUGAUUGGAAAAGACGCAGAAGUGUUAGUGAAUUACUGCGGCUAA
Ogataea parapolymorpha DL-1 is the source of this 1395-nucleotide messenger RNA. RefSeq lists its product as uncharacterized. Gene Ontology annotation, molecular function: phosphatase activity. NCBI's taxonomy places the organism in Eukaryota, Fungi, Ascomycota, Pichiomycetes, Pichiales, Pichiaceae. Bases 1 to 1395 code for a protein of 464 amino acids. Gene Ontology annotation, biological process: dephosphorylation. The record is from RefSeq and is a predicted model, not a curated record. The transcript has a single exon.